Molecule: messenger RNA, 1050 nt
Organism: Zonotrichia leucophrys gambelii
Lineage: Eukaryota; Metazoa; Chordata; Aves; Passeriformes; Passerellidae
Exons: 5
Coding region: 1-903 (300 amino acids)
Source: RefSeq, a predicted model, not a curated record
AUGACGGGACAAAGGCUCGGGAAAUGCAUCGUCCUUUGCCUGCUGCCCUGGAGCUGCCUGAGCUUUGCCUGGAGUGAUGCUGCCGGGCCCGGGACCGCCUCGCUCGGCGCAGGACACGUCAGAAUGGGGCUGCCCAGAGCCGCUGCCAACGGGACGGAGGCGCAGAGCAACAUCUCAGUGCCAUGCCCUCCUCUCCCCCCGCCACGCCAUGGAUACUACUACGUGGACAGAGGCUCCGGCGUGUCCCCGGGCUCGGUGCUGGUGUACUGGUGCCAGGAGGGAUACCAGUUGGUGGGCAGCCAGCGGCUCGCCUGCCUCCGCCAGGACAGCACCUCAUCCUGGAGCCACGCCCCGCCCCAGUGCCAGGCCGCCGCGCAGCCCUCGGGCACCGGGUCCCGCAUGGCGGUGGCCGCCUCGCUGCUGAGCGGAGCCGUCAUCCUGGCACUGUCCGUCUCCUUCGCCGUGUGCUGCUGGCGGGACAGGGCGAGGAAGAGCCGCGGCGGGCAGCAGCGGCAGCAGCGAAGGAAAGCCAGAGGACGGAAGCGUGGCCCCUGCACGGCCGAGAGGGGCAGGAACGCUUUUGGAAGACUCAAGCACUACCACCGGCGCGAUUACCACCUGUCGGCCGUCUCCAGCUCCGUGUUCCCAGGGGCAUUCGCAGGCUGCGAUAACCUGGCUUUCCACAGCAGCGCAGCCCAGCAGCCGGAGGUGCCCGCGGGAAGAUGGCGCUGUGAGGCCCCGGCGCCGCUGCGGCCCGGCCCCGCCCCGGGCAGCGGCCUGCCCUGCCCUCUGCCCCGGCACGGCCCCCGGCUGCCCCGGCACGGCCACGAGCCCCGGCUGCCCCUCGGCUGCGCCGGCCUGGAGGAACACAAGCUCUUCGGCAACUUCGGCAAGCCGGUCUGAGAAUUUAAACUGCCAUUCCACUUCCUUCCCCCCCCGCCCCUUUUAACGCUGUUAACUCCUUGAGCUCAGGAAAGCAUUUCCGAAGAGGCAAUUACUGCACCUGGGUUUUCACAUGGAGAAAACCUGACACUUCAUGCUGAAAGACAG